Molecule: messenger RNA, 1438 nt
Organism: Lagopus muta (rock ptarmigan)
Lineage: Eukaryota; Metazoa; Chordata; Aves; Galliformes; Phasianidae
Source: RefSeq, a predicted model, not a curated record
CUGCCGGCGCGGAGAUCAGUGGGGGAUGGAUGCUCGAGGGACGCGCACGCCCCGCCGCGCCAGGACUACGUUUCCCAGCGGCUCCUCCCGGGGCUGCACAUGCUCCUUGCUGCUCCCGGCGUCUCCCGGCAGCUCCCGGUGCAAUUCCCAGUGUGGCUCCCGGUGGACCCAGGUGCGGCUCCCGGUGCGGCUCCCGCCGCCAUCCUCGGUGCGUGGUCCCCAGUGGAUCCCAUCCCCAGCGUGGCUCCCGGUGCAGCCCCCGCUGACCGGGGCCUCCCCCCGCGCCAUGCCCCGGGGGCGAGCCUGGACGCAGGCGGAGGUCGGCAGCCUGCUGGCGCUGGUGGGGGGCUCGGGGGAGGCCGCCCUACUGAUGGCCUCCACCUCUCGGCCCAACGAGGCUCUGUGGCAGCAGAUCUCCCGCGGGCUGGCGGCGGCCGGCUACAGCCGUAGCGUGGCCCAGUGCCGCUCCAAGUGGAAGGCACUUAAGCAAGCUUUCCACUCGGAGCGGGAGACGCGACGCAGAGCCGGACUCCACUCCCCCCGUCUGCCUCCGCACUACCGAGCCAUGAAGAGCAUCUGGAAGGCUGCCGGUCGACCGGUUUUCCGCGAGCGGCGUCUGCUGGACCUGGGGAAGCUGCCUCCCAGGAGGCGCAGAUCGGUCCCUGCCACCUGCUCUCCAUCCUCACCAGUGCCACCAGAUUCCCAGGGCAUGCUGCUGUCUCCGCUGCUGUGGCAUGUGAAGGAUGAGCCGGAGAGCUCCUGCGGGGAGCAUAUCACUGGAGCAGUGCCUGACCCCACAUCUGUCCCAAACACCACUCACUGCAUCCCUCUCCUUCCCAUCCUGGGCAGCCAGACUGUCCUGAAGCAGGAAAGUGCUGAGCAGAAGGCAGGUUUCCCCAUUGAGACAUCCCUAGGGACGGGAGAAGGGAACAUUGUGCUGUCAAUGCCCACUGCAGCCCCCGGCUCUCCCAGACCCUGCGAGCAGACAGCAGCCAGUGAGGAUGUGUCAGACGCCAGCCUGCAAGGCUGUGGCGUGGCCGGCCUGCUGCAGAGUGUGCAGCAGCUGCUGGUGCAGAUUCUGCAGACGUCGCGACAGCAGCAGGCGCUGCUGGAGAGCCUCGCCAGCGACACCGUCUCCCACCUCCACCUCCUCUCACACAGCCUGGUGCAGGUGGGUGAGACCUUGCACCAGCUGCUGCUCCGUCCACAAGCCCCAACCGGCCAUGGUGCUCCGCACAUUCCCCUUUUUGGGGGCAGCCCCCCAGUGCCACUGCUCUCUGGGCUGCCUUGUGCUUCCCCAGAUCCCAAAGAGGAGUGCCGGGCAUCUCCUGGCUCUGGCUGCACCCUGCCGUGAGUGUGCUUGUGGCACAAAUCUUUAUAACAGGAGCUCUGGGGAUUUUAGAUGUUUAUAGAAGACACAGAUUUUAGUAACAUUAAA